Molecule: messenger RNA, 2281 nt
Organism: Lutzomyia longipalpis
Lineage: Eukaryota; Metazoa; Arthropoda; Insecta; Diptera; Psychodidae
Product: cytochrome P450 6g1-like
Exons: 3
Coding region: 205-1719 (504 amino acids)
Biological process (GO): response to DDT; insecticide catabolic process
Molecular function (GO): heme binding; monooxygenase activity; iron ion binding
Source: RefSeq, a predicted model, not a curated record
UGGACAUUUUUCAAAAACUAUCAACUUAUUUUAAUUGAUCAUGACAAAAAAUAAGCGUGUUUAGUAUGAAGUUUCCAGUUAUAACCGCCCGAUGAGCAUAAAAAAAACAGAUGGCUAUAUAAGAUAGAGUUUAGCAUUUCGUCUUAAAUAGUUUAGCUUUUUAUGCGGUGAUUUCAGUAACAAAUCAUUAUUCCGCGAGAUAAGAUGUUUGUACUGGAAGUGAUUUUAGGAUUAAUUUUGUGUAUUGGAGCUUUGCUGUGGUGGUGGCAAAGAUCAGCAAGGCUCUACUGGGAGAAGAAUGGAGUGUCCUAUAUCGAUGGACCUCCCUUCAUUGGUGCUUUGAAGGAUUCCAUGAUGUUCAAGAAGAGCUUUGGAGAGCUUUUCUUGGAUAUUUACAAUCACGAGAAGUUUAAAGACGAUCCUGUGACGGGAGUUUAUUUCUUCCACAAACCAAGCUUGGUUAUUCGUCAUCCUGAAUUGAUCAAAAAUAUCCUUGUGAAGGAUUUUCCAAAUUUUAUAGAUAGAGGCGUGAACUCUGACCCACACGAUGAUGGUAUUGGCAGAGAUAAUCUAUUUUCAGUGAAAGGUCAACGAUGGAAAACUAUUCGAACUAAAUUAUCACCUGUCUUUACAACCGGAAAACUUAAGAAUCUCUUCCUUCUGAUGAUGGAUGUAAGCAAAACCUUAGAACGAAAACUUCAAACUGAAAUUGGGGAUAUACCAAAAGAAUAUGAAAUGAAGGAAUUCGCUUCAUAUUUCUCAACAGACACAAUAUCAAUUUGUGCCUUUGGCGUUCAAGCUAAUAGUCUUCUUAAUCCAAAUGCUGAAUUUCAUAAGAAUGCUAAGAUAGCAUUUGACUUUAAGCUGAAACGAGCUUUUCAAUUUUGUACGUGUUUUUUCUUCCCGGAGUUGGCAAUGUUUUUGCGCUUUGCCUUCUUCUCACGUGAGACUAAUGAAUUCUUGAGAUCUUCGAUUAAUUACGUGAUGGAUGAGCGUGUGAAGAGUGGGGAGAAGCGCAAUGAUUUGAUCGAUGUCCUCAUUGCGAUGAAAGAAGAAGAUUCUGAGUUAUUCAAAGGAGACACCCUUGUAGCUCAAGCUGCUGUCUUUCUCCUUGCUGGACAUGAGACGUCUUCAUCAGCUACGGCAUUUGCUCUAUAUGAAUUGGCACGACAUCCAGAAGUUCAAGAGAAGGUUAGGAAGGAGAUUGAGGAUUAUAUCAAGAAGUAUGGUUCUAUUCAAUAUGAAACUAUCAAUGAAAUGGAUUAUCUUAACAGUGUAGUUCAAGAAACCCUACGAUUGUACCCUAGUUUACCAUUUUUGGAUAGAAUUUGCGCCCCAGCCGAUGGAUCAGACUCCUACUCCUUGGAACCCUAUCACAGCUUUUCAAUUCCAAGAGGAAUGCCAGUCUACAUCCCGCAUGUUUCCAUCCAGAGAGACCCCAAAUUCUACCCAAAUCCUCUACAGUUCAUUCCUGAAAGAUUUAGUUCAGAAAAUCGCGAUUCAAUCAAUCAGUACGCCUUUCUUUCAUUUGGAAUUGGACCACGGAACUGUAUCGGAUCGAGAUUCGGUUAUUUACAAGUGAAGUUAGCUCUCAUCACGAUUCUACGUUACUAUAGAGUGGAAGCUACCGAAAGGACCCCCAAAUCAAUUGAAUUUGCCAAGAAAUCUCUAUUUGUUCACUCAAAGGAGCCACUCUAUAUGAAUUUAACAAGAAUUUAAAAUAUUUUUCCAGCUUCCUGGUGAAUUUACAUUGUUGUGGACUUAUCGCAUUUAAAGACCUUUAAUCUCUCAUAAAUGUCUCUCAAAAUGUAGUGUGAUAGCACAUAAUUAUUUAACUGGUUUUAGGUUUGUUUGAUUUUAAUAAACACAACAAAUGGAAAUAAAAAUAAAAUAUUCACAUAAGGAAAUCUUCUAUUUGUAUUUCAUUAUUUUAAUUUUCUUAUCAUAAGAUCAUAUAUUAGUUUUAGCAAUUCUUAUAUUACACAAAAAAAUACAUUACUUUGAUUACAUAAUUUACUUUUGCUUUAGAAGAUUGAAUAGAGAGAACAAAAUGUUUUUAAAAUUCUUUUUAAGGUUAAUUUCCUUGAAAGGUGGUGUUUUUCAUUUUCUUAUGUUACUUCAACAAAAUUUUAAAAAAAGCUUCAUUGAACAAUGUGCAAAAGCUGUAUAGUCAUUGGUCAAUUUUAGAAUAUAAAUACAGCAUAAAAAUCCAGAUAAGCACAACUUAUAAAAAAACGAAAAGAUAUCAGUGCAAAAAUAUAUAAGCAGAACAAUCUUUUCU